Molecule: messenger RNA, 1011 nt
Organism: Microthlaspi erraticum
Lineage: Eukaryota; Viridiplantae; Streptophyta; Magnoliopsida; Brassicales; Brassicaceae
Source: the annotation of a GenBank genome assembly
AUGAUGUCCAAUCUUCCAAGGGAUUUGGUAGAGGAAAUUCUCUCUAGGGUUCCGUGGACUCGUAUGAAAGCAGUGCGAGCUACUUGCAAAAACUGGAACGUUGUAUCCAAAAACCGGAGCUUUGCAAUCAAGCACACUGGCAGAGCCGCAUCCGGAGCUUUAAGAGAAAGGGAGUUUCUGAUGAUCACGAGAGAUUCUAGGGUUGAAUUGACUAGCGUCAAUCUCCAUGGAAUCGGCAACAACGUUGAUCUAUCCAUAAAGCGUAAAGGUACACUUGUUAGCCAAGACAAUUCAGGUCAAGCAUUGAAAAUAUCUCAUGUGUUUAACUGCAACGGUUUAUUGGCAUUGCUAUGCACCUCGAUAAACUCGGGAUACGACAAAUCCAGCGGUAGCCACAUAAUCUUGAAGAUGUUCAACCGCCGCCCCGAAAUCUACGAUUUGGAAUCAAACUCUAGUUCAUGGAAGGCUCUUGAUGCCGCUCUUGAUAGGAAUAUAAAAUUUUGUGCUGAACCUGGUGUGUCUUUAAAAGGAAAUACUUACUGGUUUGUCAGAGAUAAUGAACAAAAUGGCCUUUUCUUGCUCUGUUUUGAUUUUACAAGAAAGAGAUAUGGACCGCUUCUGCCUCUGCCCUCUCACUGUGAUCAUGUUGUUGAUAUGUCUCUAACUACGGUUAGAGAAGAAAAGCUUGCAGUGUUUUUAGAGCUGGUGGAUGCACCUGAGUGUGAGAUAUGGGUGACGAGUAAGAUUGAGCCGGAUGCGGUGUUGUGGAGCUGCUUCUUGAAAGUUAGCGCAGUGCUACUCUCUUACUGUUUUGAGUUUGGGAAUUUCUUUAUUGACGAGGAGAAGAAGGUCGCUGUUGUUCUUGAUGAAAACAACGGAUUUUCUUACCGAAGAGCUUCCAUCUUUGGAGAGAAUGGUUUCGUCAGAAGAGUGGAUCUCAGGAUGUCUCCAUACACACGACUUUGGCCACUUUUGUGCUCUUAUGUUCCAAGUUGUGUGCAGAUCAAGUAA